CUUCCUGGUCAACCACGGAGACUGUAUUUGAUAUACAGAAAUCCAAGUCAAAUUCCGACACGUUGUUACAAUGGCUUCCACCUCGAAGUGUCUCUCCAGAGACUCAGCUGCCAUCAAUGAAUUCAUUGAUAAGUUUGAUGUGAGUUGAGCAUUCCGAUAGUCCAAUUCCAGCAAACACACACUGACCUGCAGUCCAGAUCUUCUUACUCGAUUGCGACGGUCGUUCUACCCUCACGGAGAGUGAGGAUUCCACUGACCGUCAACAGGAGUACUAUGGUCGGGCGAGCACCUUUUUCCAGGAACAGUCGAGACAUUAGAGAUGUUGAGAUCUAGAGGCAAGAAAGUCGUCUUCGUCACCAAUAAUUCUACGAAAUCUCGCGCAGACUACCAGAAGAAGCUCACAUCAAUGGGAAUACCAAGUAAUGUAGAAGAAAUAUUUGCAUCCGCCUACUCCUCUGCCAUCUAUAUCUCUCGCAUCCUCAAACUCCCCGGCCCCAAAAACAAAGUCUACGUACUUGGCGAAAGUGGCAUCGAGACGGAACUAAAGUCCGAGGGAAUCGAGUUUAUCGGGGGGACAGAUCCUGCAUACAGACGGGACUUUACACCAGAAGACUACACGCGCAUUGCGGACGGGUCAAUGCUGGAUGAUAAUGUUGGGAUUGUUCUUGCUGGUCUGGACUUCCACGUCAAUUACCUGAAGCUUUCCCUUGGAUACCACUAUCUCGCACGAGGAGCUGUCUUCCUAGCUACAAAUCUGGAUAGCACGUUACCGAACAGCCAUACAUUCUUCCCUGGCGCAGGAUCGAUUUCCAUACCCUUGAUCAAUAUGACGGGACAACAACCCACAGCAUUGGGAAAGCCCAGUCAGGCAAUGAUGGAUUCUAUCGAGGGGAAAUUUCAGUUCAAUCGUAAGAAGGCGUGCAUGGUAGGAGAUAGACUGGAUACGGAUAUUAGGUUCGGAAUCGAGGGGAAGUUGGGUGGAACUCUGGCGGUUUUGACGGGUGUUAGUAAGAAGGAGGAGUGGGAGGCUGAGGGAGCUCCUGUUGUACCCGCUUAUUAUGUAGAGAAGUUGAGCGAUUUGAGAGGAUGAGUCUAGGGAUGCUGGGAGUCUAGGGUCGCUGAAUAUGUGAGCACGACUUUGUGUCAAGGCUCGGGAAGGAGACUGUCUCCGGCACCUGAGACAGUGGUGCUCAUUGAUGACAGGUUCGAUUCGAUUCUCUAGAUUAGAAUUGGGUGCUGGAUGCCAGGGAAAUUAGAUGUGUCGAAAUCUUGCAUUCCACAAUAAGUGGUGUUUGUAACAGAGAAAAGAAUUAGACGCCUAUAUUUGCAGCUGAACUUGACCGAACACUUAGUGGCCGAGUUGUAAGACUCCAGCGUGUCGAUAUAGCUCCAGGGUCUUGACUGUUGGAAAUAACACUGAGCAAAAGGCACUGUUCUGGGACUCCUAGUA
This is a messenger RNA of Cadophora gregata, 1450 nucleotides long. RefSeq lists its product as uncharacterized. Gene Ontology annotation, molecular function: alkaline phosphatase activity; phosphoglycolate phosphatase activity. NCBI's taxonomy places the organism in Eukaryota, Fungi, Ascomycota, Leotiomycetes, Helotiales, Ploettnerulaceae. The transcript has 2 exons. The record is from RefSeq and is a predicted model, not a curated record. Bases 320 to 1090 code for a protein of 256 amino acids.